Molecule: messenger RNA, 1052 nt
Organism: Carya illinoinensis
Lineage: Eukaryota; Viridiplantae; Streptophyta; Magnoliopsida; Fagales; Juglandaceae
Product: RING-H2 finger protein ATL67
Exons: 1
Coding region: 162-749 (195 amino acids)
Biological process (GO): protein ubiquitination
Molecular function (GO): transferase activity
Source: RefSeq, a predicted model, not a curated record
AGAGCUCUCACUUCACCAAACCUAAAAGAAUUAAAUGCAGCAGCUGGAAUCACCCACCCUUCCUUUCCCUCCCCUCUCCCCAAACAAAUGGCUAAAUCCCUUCCUUCUCCCCCUCUUUCUCCUCCAUCUCUUCCUCUUCUUCUUCCUCCCCUCUUCUCCCAAUGUCCACCCCCGCCCCAGCCGCCAGCACCAACUACCUAACUAACCUUGGCCUCGGCUACGCCAUCGCCAUCGCCCUCGGUUUCCUCGUUCUCCUAUCCGCUCUCCUCCUCGCCUCCUACCUCUGCUGCCGCUCCCACCCCUCUUAUGAUAACCACCACCACCAAAACCAAAGCACCAACGAUAACAACAACCUCAACCCCAACGACGGCAUCAUCCUCCCCCGCAUAAUCUUCGUCGCCGAGGACGAAGACGAGGACCAAUCACGGGAUGGUAACGUCGCCGUCGGGCUCGACCAGUGCGUCAUCAACUCGUACCCCAAGUUCCCGUACGUUAAGGAUGACCGUGGUCUGGGUACAAGUAGCACGACAUGUUCGAUCUGCCUCUGCGAGUACAAGGAUUCGGAGAUGCUCAGAAUGAUGCCCGAGUGUCGGCACUACUUCCAUUUGUCCUGUAUCGACCCCUGGUUGAAACUGAACGGGUCGUGCCCGGUCUGCCGGAACUCGCCGCUUCCGACCCCGCUGUCCACGCCUCUAUCAGAGGUCGUGCCGCUCUCGCAGUACGCUGCGGAUCGGAGGCGGAGGAGGUGAUAGAUUUCUGGGGUUUCUUUUUCCAAUCUUUCUUUUUGGAUGGUUUCGAGUUUCGCUUUUCGCUUUUCUUCUUUUUGGGUUCCUUAUUGCGAGAAUGUGUAUAUGUCUGGAUAGGUAGGUGUUGAGCUUUUUGUUUAGGGUCUCGAAUCAAUCUUUGUUCUUGCUUGAUGAAUUUAGGGCAAAAAAUAUCAUUUUUUUUUUAAAGCUUUCAAUCUCAUGAAACAGAUGGAUUGCAAGUGUUUCACAGGUAUUGAAUUCUGGGGUUGAAUCAAUUUUGCCAAAUUGUAGGUUUCUACAUAUACA